GACAGAUUCGCGGAGUGGCCGCAUGAAUUCAAGGUUAAUUGUUUCGCUGCAGGGUGAAACUGAUUUAUAUUAUCUAUAUUCUUUCUUAUUUACGUAAUAGCUGCUGUCAGAAUGAAGGAAACUCCACUUUCUGUAUCUGUGUGAGGUCGUGCGUUUAGGGACUCAGCUUCAUUUGCUGAUCGGUCUUUUUGAGCAAAACAGUGCGCAAACUUCUAGACAUCAGGCGAGUCAUCUUUUACUUAAAAUCAUGAAAAUAGAAAGUGUGAUGGUAACCGGCGCCAACAGGGGCAUCGGUUUAGAAUUCGUGCGGCAACUGAGUCAGCUGAGUGAUCCUCCUCAGUAUAUUUUUGCCACCUACAGAAAUGCUGACAGCUUGAAGGACCUCAAAGAAAUCGAAGAAUCCUCGAAAAAGGCGAAAAUCAUUCUGAUUAAAAUGGACGUUACCCGCUCAGAAGAAAUAGCAUCGGCUAAACAAACAGUCGAAGCCACCGUUGGAGAAAAGGGCCUCAACCUGUUGAUCAAUAAUGCUGGAGUAGCCCAGCCUGAACUUUUCCCCAACAUUACCCCCCAAAAUUUGGAACUUCACUUUAAAGUCAAUACAGAAGGGCCUAUUAUGGUCCUACAAGCAAUGCUGCCCAUCUUGGAGAAAGCAGCCCGACUGAAGGGAGAAGGAGGCGCCAUGAGCGCGUCCAGAGCAGCUGUGCUCAACAUGACUUCGAUGGCCGGAAGCAUCACCAACACUGGAGUCGUAUUCACAGAAGACUUGGCAGUUCCAUCCUACAAAACCAGCAAGGCUGCCCUCAACAUGGCCAUGAAAGUUGCAGCAGCCCAUGCAAAGGACAAAGGAAUUUUGGUUGUCAUGAUGUGUCCCGGCUGGGUGAAGACAGACAUGGGAGGUAAGGACAGAGCUGUCCUGGAACCAGAGGACAGCAUUGCUGCCAUGAUAAAAACCUUAUCAAUUUUGAAUGAAUCACACCAUGGUGUUUACAUGGAUAGAUUAGGAAAUCCUUAUCAAUUUUAAGAAUUCUUAGAAAGAUAACUAGUACAUUUUUUCUUCAGAAAACUCUCCUUUUUUUUUCCUUAGCAAGUUAACUUUGAAUUAAAUUCAGAUGAAUAUCCUUUUGGUAUAUUUCAAUAAAAAAUUUAUUUUUUAAAA
Messenger RNA from Argiope bruennichi, 1156 nucleotides. Its product is annotated as C-factor-like. NCBI's taxonomy places the organism in Eukaryota, Metazoa, Arthropoda, Arachnida, Araneae, Araneidae. The transcript is spliced from 5 exons. Bases 248 to 1021 code for a protein of 257 amino acids. The record is from RefSeq and is a predicted model, not a curated record.